Triticum turgidum subsp. durum (durum wheat) is the source of this 1686-nucleotide messenger RNA. The record is from the annotation of a GenBank genome assembly. Lineage: Eukaryota; Viridiplantae; Streptophyta; Magnoliopsida; Poales; Poaceae.
AUGGGUGGAGGGAAUUCGGCGAGAUGGCCUAACCCGAAGCCUCUGCAUACGCCGGAUCGGUGCAAUUACUACAAAGCUGUCCUGGAAGGCAGGUCAGGAAGAAAGCCUCUUGGCAACGGCAGCAUUCAUGAGGUGGGAGCUUACUCUCCAUCACCUCGAAUCGAAAUGGAGGUGGCAACCAAGUGGGACCGGCGUGGCUUGAACACGUCAAGGGAUGCUGACUGUGAUUCCUUUGAUCAUUAUCCAGUGAGUGCUGAUGCAGAAAUCUCUGCACUAAGAGCAGAGCUUAUGCAGGCUCACAACCGGAUUCAUGAGCUUGAAGCUGAGAGUCGGUCUGCAAAGAAGAAGCUUGAUCACAUGUUAAGGAGCCUUUCUGAGGAAAAGGCUUCCUGGAAGAGCAGGGAGCAUGAUAAGGUUCGAGACAUCUUCGAUGGUGUUAAAGAGAGUCUGAACCGGGAGAGGAAGAACCGACAAAGGGCAGAAAUUAUGAAUUCCAAGUUGGCCACUGAGGUAUCCGAGUUGAAGUUGGUGGCAAAGCGAUACUUGCAAGAUUAUGAAAAGGAGAGGAAGGCCAGGGAGCUUAUGGAGGAGGUGUGUGAUGAAUUAGCAAAGGAGAUUGCCGAAGACAAAGCUGAGGUUGAGGCUCUGAAGAGUGAAUCUAUGAAGAUGAGAGAUGAGCUGGAGGAAGAAAGGAAGAUGCUGCAGAUGGCGGAGGUUUGGCGCGAAGAGAGGGUUCAGAUGAAGCUCGUUGAUGCAAAGCUGACACUAGACAGCAAGUAUUCACAGCUGAGCGACCUUCAGUCUGAGGUUGAGGCUUUCCUCAGUUCCCAUGGAGGCAAUACUGCAGAUAAAGAGAUGGUAAGAGAUGCAGAAAGGCUAAGGGAAGCAAUUUGCUCGAUGAAGUUUCAUGAUAUUAAGGAGUUCUCUUACAAACCGCCACCUGCUUCAGAGGAUAUUUUUGCUGUAUUUGAGGAGCUCAGACAGAGGGAAGACACCGAGGAGAAGGAGAUUGGGCAGUGUAACGGAGAUAUCCCCAUCGGUCAUGCAACAAAUAUCCACACAGUUAGUCCUGAAAAUGACAUCUUCCUGGAAAAACCAUCGAAGAGGUAUCCCCAUCAACCCUGUGCCAGAAACGAAGAGGAAGAUGACAGCGGAUGGGAGACUGUCAGCCAUGUCGAUGAGCACGGCUCGAGCAACUCACCAGGUGGGAGUGAACCAUCAGUGAACGGCUUCUGUGGAGGAGACGGCGCAUCGGUGAGUGGAACGGACUGCGAUGACAAUUCUGAAAACUGCAGGUCCAUUAGCGGUAUCAGCGAAGUAUGUUCGACCACAGCAGAGAAGUACCGGAAGAGAGGGCCUUCUUUCGCCAGACUCUGGAGAUCAUCAAACAACGACAAUGGCCGCAAGAAAACAGGAUCAGAGUUACUGAACGGGAUGCUCUCAAGUGGCAGAAUGUCGAACUCCGCUCUUUCGCCCACUCUGAAGGGCAGCGAGGUGUGCACGGUUUCGCCGAGCGUGGGCGAGUGGAGCCCGGAGCUGGUGAACCCUCACGUGGUCCGCGCGAUGAAAGGUCGCAUCGAAUGGCCCCAGGGCGCGAAGAAGCAGAGCCUGAAGUCAAAGCCUCUGGAUUCGAGAUUCGACGGCCGCAAGGUCCAGCUGCGCCAAGCAUUGAAGCAGAAGAUAUAG